Molecule: messenger RNA, 2829 nt
Organism: Notothenia coriiceps (black rockcod)
Lineage: Eukaryota; Metazoa; Chordata; Actinopteri; Perciformes; Nototheniidae
Gene: znf711
Product: zinc finger protein 711
Exons: 8
Coding region: 227-2800 (857 amino acids)
Biological process (GO): regulation of transcription by RNA polymerase II
Cellular component (GO): nucleus
Molecular function (GO): DNA-binding transcription activator activity, RNA polymerase II-specific; RNA polymerase II cis-regulatory region sequence-specific DNA binding; metal ion binding
Source: RefSeq, a predicted model, not a curated record
AAGGGUGCCCGGGGAUCCAAAACUGCAGGCCGCACUUAGCUUACCGUCAAAAAUAAACCAAAACAAUAACAGACAAAACUGAGAAGGGGGAGAAACACCGAUAGAGUCAGAAGAGGACGCUAUCAGGGAUUGAUUAACUUGAUGGAAGGAAGCACAUCAAUAACCCUGUUGGUUGUAUUCUAAGGGGUUUGUCAUCAAAUGUGAAGGCUUUUCCCCAAGUAAAGACAUGGAUCAAGGAGGAGGAGUGUUGGAGCUACACACUCAGGAGCUUAAGAUGCCCCACGCUAUGAUCAUGCAAGACUUUGUUGCAGGCAUGGGGGGUCUGGCUCACAUCGACGGGGAGCAUAUUGUGGUGUCUGUGCCUGAAGGUAUGCUUCUUUCUGAUGUGAUGACAGACGAGGGCAUCCUCCUGGAGCAUGAGCUUGAGGUUCACUGCCUGGAGACUGAGGUGGUGGAAGAACUUGAGACGGAAGUGGUGGAGAGCUUACAUGCAGAUGUUGACUGCUUGGAGGCAGAAGAGGUCGAAGGGCUGGAGACACAUGUGGUAGAGCUGGAGGCUCAUGUUGUCGAUGGCGAGGUGGAAGUGGAGGGUCUGGAGGCACAUGUGGUUGAGGGCCUGGAAACUGAGGUUGAUGUCGAAGACCUGGGAGUUCACAUCGUCGAGGGCCUUGAGGAAGAAGUGGAAGAGGAGGGUUUGGAGGCGGAGGUUGUUGAAGGCCUGGAGGUAGAUGAGGAGAGUCUGCAGUCGCAAGGAGUAGAAGCCCAUGAAAUUAGCUCUGAAGACAUGGUGACCUCAGAACACAGUGUGAUCAUGCCUGAGAAUAUUAUGGGCACAGAGGUUGCAAUAGAGGAAGAUCUGGACCCCCAUCACCACCAUCACCACCACCAUCACCACCAUCAUCAUGUCCUCACUGCAGACCUCAUCCAGGACUCAAACCACCAUCAUGAUGACAUGCCAGACCAGGUGUUUGUGGCGGAGCUGCUGUCUGACCACCAGGACAACACGCUGGACCACCAGCUCGUGUCAGAAGGCUUGAUGGUGACCGAAUCCAACUCGGAGACCAUCAUCCACCAACAGAUGCCAGCAGAGGCUGUCUCCCUGCAGACGGACGAGGAUGAUGAUGCAAGAAGCAGCUCUGAGGAUUACCUCAUGAUCUCCUUGGAUGAGGUGGGAGAGAAGCUGGACAUAGGAGACACUCCCCUGGAGAUCAGCACUGAGGUAAUGGAAGACAAGGAGUGUAAAGAGGAGGACGGCUCCGAGGUCAUCAAAGUCUACAUUUUCAAAGCUGAAGCAGAUGAUGACUUGGGUGGAACAGAGGUAAUAACAGAGGAUGAUUACCAGAAUGGCCAUCCUGACCUGGAAGCUGCAUCGUCAGGCAGACUGGGAGUUGGCCGUGACAAGAUGGUCUACAUGGCGGUCAAGAACCACCCGAAAGAAGAAGAGGAUGAUGAGGAUGACAGUGACGAGGAUGACGAUGAUGACAUCAGUAAUACCAUCGAUCAGGUGAAGAAUGGAGCGGCUUCACCGUUUCUGCAAAUCCGAGAGGGACUCGGGGACAACCGUGUCCUUAAACCCAAAACUAAGAAAAAGAAGAAAGGAGAUAUUCGACAGUCUCAGACCGCUGUUAUCAUCGGACCAGAUGGGUUGCCCUUGACUGUCUACCCCUGUCACCUAUGCGGAAAGAAGUUUCGCUCAAGAGGCUUCCUCAAAUGUCACAUGAAGAACCACCCGGACCACCUGGUGAAGAAGAAAUACCAAUGUACAGACUGCGACUUCACCACCAACAAGAAAAUCAGUUUCCACAACCACCUCGAGAGUCACAAGCUGCUGAAUCACAACGAGCGCUCUCCAGAAUACAGCGAGUACGCGCGGCGCUACCACGAGUCCAGCCCUCUGGGCUCCGACAAGCUCAUCGUCAAGGACCGGGAGAACAAACUGCAUCACUGCAAGUACUGCGAUUAUGAGACCGCUGAACAGGGUCUGCUCAACCGUCACCUGCUGGCUGUACACAGUAAGAACUUUGCACACGUGUGCGUCGAGUGCGCCAAGGGCUUCCGCCACCCAUCAGAGCUGAAGAAACACAUGCGGACCCACACGGGCGAGAAGCCCUACCACUGCCCGCACUGCGAGUUCCGCUGCGCAGAUCAGUCCAACCUAAAGACUCACAUCAAGAGCAAGCAUGGCGCCGAUCUGCCUUUCAAGUGCAGCCACUGUCCGCAAGCAUACGCCGACGCACGGGAACUCCAGCGGCACAUAGAGAUGGUGCAAGGCCACAAGACCCACCAGUGCCCACACUGUGAGCACAAGAGCACCAACUCCAGCGACCUGAAACGACACAUUAUCUCUGUACACACCAAGGACUUCCCCCAUCAGUGUGACGUGUGCGAGAAAGGCUUUCACAGGCCCUCGGAGCUGAAGAAGCAUGCAGAGACACAUAAGGGCAACAAGGUGCACCAGUGCCGACAUUGUAACUUCAACGCCCCGGACACCUUCACUUUGAGUCGCCACAUCCUGUCCUUGCACACGAAGGACCUUCCCUUCAAGUGCAAGCGCUGCCGGCGAGGGUUCCGGCAGCCGGCGGAGCUGAAGAAACACAUGAAGACACACAGUGGUAGAAAGGUUUAUCAGUGCCAGUAUUGUGAGUAUAACAGUACGGACGCUUCUGGCUUCAAACGCCAUGUUAUCUCCAUUCACACCAAGGACUACCCACACCGCUGUGACUACUGCACCAAGGGCUUUAGGAGGCCUUCGGAGAAGAGCCAGCACAUAGCCAGGCACCACAAAGACAUGUUGAUGUAAUGUCAUCACACACACACACACACACACAC